This is a messenger RNA of Vigna radiata var. radiata (mung bean), 3036 nucleotides long. RefSeq lists its product as uncharacterized. The record is from RefSeq and is a predicted model, not a curated record. Gene Ontology annotation, biological process: DNA integration. NCBI's taxonomy places the organism in Eukaryota, Viridiplantae, Streptophyta, Magnoliopsida, Fabales, Fabaceae. The transcript has a single exon. The coding region runs from base 1 to 3036 and encodes 1011 amino acids. Gene Ontology annotation, molecular function: RNA-DNA hybrid ribonuclease activity; nucleic acid binding.
AUGCCAGGAAUUCAUCCUGACAUUAUUUCUCAUAAACUGUCACUAGUAAGAGAUGCCCGACCGGUGUCACAGAGGAAGCGGAGGUUGGGCAACGAAAAAAGGAAGGCAGUGGACGACGAGGUAGCUAAGUUGUUGGAAGCAGGCUUUAUAAGGGAAGUAAAAUAUACCACAUGGCUGUCUAAUGUGGUCAUGGUGAAAAAACCGAACGGAAAGUGGAGAAUGUGCACAGACUUCACUGAUCUCAACAAAGCAUGUCCAAAAGACACGUACCCUCUACCGAGCAUAGAUGGAUUGGUGGAUGGAGUUUCUGGAUACGAAAUUCUGAGUUUUUUGGAUGCUUAUUCGGGAUACAAUCAGAUCCCAAUGUACCGGCCAGACCAAGAAAAAACAGCUUUCAUAACAGAGCGGUCAAACUAUUGCUAUGAGGUGAUGCCGUUCGGACUGAAGAAUGUAGGAGCAACUUAUCAAAGGUUGAUGGAUAAGGUGUUCCAGAACCAAAUAGGGAAAUGUAUGGAGGUAUAUGUUGAUGACAUGGUGGUGAGGAGCCGGUCGGUAGAGGAACACCUGCGAGACCUGGAAGAAGUACUCCACCAGGUACGAAAAUUUGGCAUGAGAUUGAAUCCUCUUAAGUGCACGUUCGGUGUUGCAGCAGGCAAAUUUUUAGGAUUCAUGUUGACAACGCGAGGCAUUGAGGCAAAUCCAGAUAAAUGCCGCACGGUUUUAGAAUUGCGAAGUCCCAAUAACCUAAAAGAGGUACAGAGGUUAGUAGGCAGACUGACGUCUUUAUCCAGAUUCAUACCCAAAUUGGCCGAUCGUAUCCAGCCAAUUUUGAAGGUAAUGAAAAAGCAGGCGCCAGGAGAGUGGGACGAGCGGUGUGAGAUGGCGUUCAAUGAAGUAAAACAAAUACUUACUAAUCCGCCGGUCAUGAGACGUCCUGAUUACGGUCAUGAUUUGCAUUUAUUUUUGGCAGUCGGAGAGGAGGCUGUCAGUGCAGCAUUAGUCCAGGAAACCCCAGAGUUCCGGCCUAUAUACUUUGUUAGCAGAGUGUUAAAAGAACCGGAGACACGAUAUCAACAGUUGGAAAAGGUAGUUCUGGCAUUGGUCAUUGCCACCAGAAGACUCCGCCUAUAUCUACAAGGAAAUCAGGUAGUGGUUCGAACCGAUCAUCCCAUUUCGAAGAUUCUGCGUAAACCGGACCUGGCGGGAAGGAUGAUCGGUUGGUCCAUUGAACUAUCUGAAUUCGGACUGAGAUACGAGCCAAGAGGAUCGGUGAAGGGACAACAUUUGGCAGAUUUUGCGGCCGAAUUGCCUGGGAGUGAUACUAAUCGGCAUUCAUGGGUACUGUACGUGGACGGGUCUUCUGGUUAUCGAGGAGGAGGAGCGGGGAUAGUUUUGGAGGGACCGAACGGGGUAGCCAUUGAGCAAGCUUUAAUCUUUCGGUUUAAGGUCAGCAAUAAUCAAGCAGAAUAUGAAGCCCUGAUUGCGGGAUUGGAAUUAGCACGAGAUCUAGGCGUUAAAGUGCUUCAAUGUAAAACUGAUUCUCAGUUAGUAGAAGGGCACAUGAACGACACGUUUCAAAUCAAGGACAACCAGUUGCUUAAGUAUUUCCACAAAGCCAAACAACUGGUGUCUUAUUUUGAAUCACUGGAAGUACAACACAUACUAAGAAACGAGAAUCACCGGGCAGACAGACUAUCCAAGCUGACGACCGGCAAAGAGAAGGGUCAGCUGUCAUCCCUAGUCAGGCAAAUAAUUUUCAAACCUACAGUUGACUGUCUCCACAUAUCCAGUACAGCCGACCGAGACGAUUGGCGACGAGAGAUUACCCUGUUAAUCAAACGGCAGGAAGAGGGGAUAGUCCUUCGGGCGGAAGAAGCAAAGCAAAUCGCAAGAUAUGUCAUCAUCGGCGAGGAAUUAUACCGAAGGGGAUAUGUCACCCCAAUGUUAAAGUGCCUAUCCAAGGAAGAAUCCGAUUAUGUUAUGCGCGAUCUGCAUGAGGGGAUUUGUGUCAGACAUGGUGGUGGACGGUCAUUGCGAGCCCGAGCCUUGAGGGCAGGAUUCUACUGGCCAACUAUGGAAAAGGAUUGCCAAGUUUUCGUCGCUAAGUGUUUGGCCUGUCAGAAGCACGGGAAUAUAAUCCAUACCCCGGCAGUUGCCCUGACAGGUAUAGUAUCCCCAUGGCCGUUUGCUCAAUGGGGAAUGGACAUAGUAGGACCAUUCCCGACCGGACGUUCCCAGCUAAAAUUCCUCCUAGUUGCAGUUGAUUAUUUUACGAAAUGGGUGGAAGCCGAACCUCUCGCUAAUAUAUCAGCAUCGCAGGUACAAAAGUUCGUGUGGAAACUAAUUUGUAGGUUCGGUCUACCUAAAUAUAUUAUCACUGAUAACGGUCGACAAUUCAUCGACAAGAAAUUGGUAGCUUUUUAUAAGGAAUUGGGAAUUACCCCUCUGACCAGCUCGGUUGAGCAUCCCCAAACGAACGGCCAAGUUGAGGCCAUGAAUAAGGUUAUCGUCCAAGAGUUAAAGAAAAAGCUAGGAGAAGCCAAGGGAGCAUGGGUGGACGAGUUGCAACAAGUACUUUGGGGAUAUCGAUGCUCCCCGCAUAGUGCCACCGGAGAGUCGCCAUUUAACCUUACUUAUGGGUCGGAUGCAAUGUUACCGGUCGAGGUCGGAGAGAAUGCAUUACGACGAAAUAUUGAUAACUUGGAACAAAAUGAGGAACACCUCAGGAGUAAUCUCGAUAUUCUCCCCGAGCGGCGACAUAUGGCGGCCGUUCAACUCGAGGCCCACAAAAGACUCAUUGCCCGACGUUACAACACCAAGGUUAAGCCUAGGCAGUUUAUUGAGGGAGAUUUGGUAUGGAGACGAACGGGAGAGGUCAGGAAAGACCCUACACAUGGGAAACUAUCGCCCAAUUGGGAAGGCCCCUUCAAAAUAAAGGAAAGUCUGCAUAACGGAGCCUACCGGUUGGAAACCUUAAGUGGCAAAGCUGUUCCCAAUACCUGGAACAUUUCCCACUUGAAAUUUUAUUUUAGUUAA